This is a messenger RNA of Oikopleura dioica, 1128 nucleotides long. NCBI's taxonomy places the organism in Eukaryota, Metazoa, Chordata, Appendicularia, Copelata, Oikopleuridae. The record is from the annotation of a GenBank genome assembly.
AUGAAAAAUUCGGUGUUUUUGCUUUUUAUGAGCUGUGAAGUCUUGCAAGCUUCAGUAAUUCAACCUGUUGACUGGGACAGUUUGAUUCUUGGAGAUAAUUUUGUGAUCAACAGAGAAGAAUUGGUCAUGUUUAUUGAUGAUCCUUCAGUAGGUGACUGGAUUCUGCCAGAAAACAUGCUCGAAAUCUUCAACUCCACUCCCGCCUUUGACUUCAACCAAAACACCAUCAUCGAAUCUUCCGAAAUCGCGAUGCAAGAAAAUCUUCUUUCCUUCGUCAGAAAAUCCAACUGCCCCGGCUCUUGCUGGGACUUUCAUCCAUCGAAGGGAUGCUUUCUUGAGAGCGACAUUUUCGAAGAAAAAAUUGAGCAUAGCUGCUUGGCAAGUGGUGUUAGAAUUGAAAUCGAUGAGUGCAUCUUCGACCAUGCUAAUGAGGAAGGGGAAGGGGCGAAGUUGAGCGCGGGAGACUGCUUGCUUGAGUUUUCGAAGAUGGAAAUGCAUUUUGAAGAUCAAAGAAAUUUCGUAAGAAUCGAGCUAUCCGUUCACGACCUCAACAUCUGUGGAAUUUCCUUCGCCGAAGAGUCCGAAAGUCUAAUCCUUGAAUCUUCCAUUCACCUCUCCAACGAAGCGAAGCAUGAUGAAGAGCUUUUUAUCAGAUGUGAAUACGCGAAAACUGUAAUUAAGUCAUUCAUGUUCAAGACUUUUCAAAUGGAAAAUGAAGAAAAGGAAACGAUUUCGUCGACAGAAACGGGAGAUCUAAGCGGGUCAUUUGCACUGGAUCUCAUGGGCGUUGGGCCAAAACACGACGUCUUCAUUAUCGGCUCGACUAUUUAUGGAUCAGUCCUCUAUGAUUUCAGCGAAACAGGACUCGACGAGGCGCCAUUUCAGUUUUACAUUUCUGACUGCUCUGUUGGUGCUACAAACAUAGACUCAUCAUUCCCAAUCAUCGAAAACAACUGCCCAAAUGCCCUUGCCUCCCAAUACCUCGACUUCGAGCUGACUUCUGACCUCCUUUCUUCCUCCGACAAAACCUUUCAAUUCAAAGCAUUUGGAUUAUCCGGCGCAGAAGCAUACGAAAUGACCUGCUCAAUUGAAAUUUGCAUUGAUUCCUGCCCAACAAUAAUUUGUUAA